AUGACAAGAAAGUUUUUCCAUGGUGCCACCCAAAGAGCCACACACCCUCUGGUUUGGUUUGCGGCUGUUAUCUGCACUGUUAUUGCCAUAGCCGUGAUCAUCACGGGGAUCGUUGUGUUCGCGGGCUACAUGAUCAUCCAUCCGAGGGUGCCUUUCAUCACCGUCACCUCAGCUCACCUGGACAACUUUCAAAACUCAGUGGCUGGUCUUCUUGACACAGAAAUCACCAUUGUUGUGAGGGCUGAGAAUGACAACACGAAAGCACAUGCCAGCUUUUCGGAUACAAGCUUCACACUGAGCUUCCAAGGCCUGAAAAUUGCCAGGUUGGUGGCAUUGCCAUUUGAUGUGAAGAAAAAUAGUUCGGUGGAUUUUCAUUAUUUGGUGCAAUCUUCAUCGAUUCCAUUGAGCCCUGAGCAGAUGGAUCAAAUAGAUAUUUCAUUGAAGCGAGAUAAAAUUAGUUUCGAUUUGAAGGGGAAUUUGAGAGCAAGGUGGAGAAUAGGGCCGCUUGGCUCUGUAAAAUUCUGGGAUCAUUUGAAUUGUCACCUCAGGUUUCAUCCUUCAAAUGGAAGCUACAUACACUCACCUUGUAGCUCCAGGGCAAAAUAG
Messenger RNA from Prunus armeniaca (apricot), 606 nucleotides. NCBI's taxonomy places the organism in Eukaryota, Viridiplantae, Streptophyta, Magnoliopsida, Rosales, Rosaceae. The record is from the annotation of a GenBank genome assembly.